This is a messenger RNA of Grosmannia clavigera kw1407, 705 nucleotides long. RefSeq names its product duf1014 domain containing protein. Gene Ontology annotation, molecular function: transcription coactivator activity. Gene Ontology annotation, biological process: transcription by RNA polymerase II. The record is from RefSeq and is a predicted model, not a curated record. Lineage: Eukaryota; Fungi; Ascomycota; Sordariomycetes; Ophiostomatales; Ophiostomataceae. Gene Ontology annotation, cellular component: nucleus. The transcript has 2 exons. The coding region runs from base 1 to 705 and encodes 234 amino acids.
AUGGCUGGUGGCAAGAAGGGCGGCGACAUGAGCAAGAAGGCGCAGGGACAGGCACGCAAGGCGGAUGCGGCCUCGCAGAAAGCAGCUGCAGAAGACGCCCAGCGGGAGGCGACAGAGUCUGCCGAGUGGACCAAGGGGUCGAAGAGCAAUGCGAAAAAAGAGGCCGAGGCUGCAAAAAAGGCCGAACAGGCCCGCAAGAAGAGCGAGCGCGAGGCGCUGCUAGCCGAGGAGGAGCGCAGCUUGCCUGGCCGGGCAGCGCCCAAGAAUGCCAAGUCAGCCGGCAAGAAGACGAGCGCGGCAGCGGCGGUGACGGCUCCGUCGCGGAAACUAGACCUGUCGCAGCUAGACGGCGACGACAGCAGCCUGGCGGCAGUCAACGCAUCGGGCAUCGACAAUGCGCUCGACGCGCUGUCGCUCGACCACGACGCGGCAUCGGGAGCCGGGGCGAUUGACCGGCACCCGGAGCGGCGAUUCAAGGCGGCGUAUGCAGCCUUUGAAGAGCGGCGGCUGGAGGAGAUGGACAACGACGGGUCGGGCAAGGGCCUCCGGCUGAACCAGCGCAAGGAGCGGCUGCGCAAGGAGUUUGAGAAGAGUCCGGAGAACCCGUUCAACCAGGUGACCGGUCGGUUCGACUCGACGCGCGAGGAGCUGGCGCAGAUUCACGCGCAGGAGAAGGGCAAGAUUGAGCGGCGGCUGGGAGCCUGA